Messenger RNA from Mangifera indica (mango), 1409 nucleotides. RefSeq lists its product as uncharacterized. Lineage: Eukaryota; Viridiplantae; Streptophyta; Magnoliopsida; Sapindales; Anacardiaceae. Bases 136 to 1326 code for a protein of 396 amino acids. The record is from RefSeq and is a predicted model, not a curated record. The transcript is spliced from 4 exons.
AUAUAAAGUCUGCAACAACACUCUGUCAGUUGUCCUUUUCCUUUAAAACAAUAACCAAACUAAAAGAAACCCACUUCCCUAUAUCCAAAUCGAAUUAUAGAAUUAGUCCAAAAAAAGAAUUGUUUUUUCAGUGAAAUGGCUGCUCAAGAGCUUGAGUUAGAAGAGGAAGUGCAGGAAACGAAGAAGCUGCUUUCUUCAUAUCUUGGCUUAAGUUUCUCUUUAUUUUUAGCUUUGUUUCCGCGGAAGUCUCUUUUACUGAUACCCACUUUGGAGUCUCAAGUGAGGGAGCUGUCAACGCGGCUGUUGACGGCGGAGGAGCAGUUGAGGCAGAUGAAGUCGCGGAGGAAGGAGGACUCCAAGGCGAAUGCGAGGGUGGUGGAGAUCUUUGCUACUCACAGGAACACGUGGCAGGCGGAGGAGAGGCGGCUUCUGCAACAGAUCGACGCCGCGGAUGAGGAGAUGGCAAGUUUGAGGUCGAAGAUUGAGGAAUUGGAGAGGGAGAAAGCGGAAUCGAAGAAGCGAAUUGAGGAACUCGAGGAGAUGAUUGGGUUCAUGUCUAGAAGAGGAGGGUGUGAGUUUGAGGAAGAAGAGGAUCAAUUUGGUGGGUGUGCGAGUAGGGACCUUUGUGGUGGGGAUGAUGGUCAAAAUGGCAAUUUGGGAUUCACCUCUGAGUUUUUGGCUUCUGCUUCCAAGUCUUGGGCUGAGAAAGCUAGUCUAUGGCAGGAUGUACAGUAUGAAUCCCUUGAAUCACUGUACCAUAUGAAGCAUUUUGUAGCGAGAAGGGAGUCCCCUUGGAAGGUUGAUGGUGAAUCAACAGGAGUUUCCUCUAAACUAAAGUUACUUGAAGAGGAGUUACUGAAAAUGGAGAAGAUCGGAAAAAGUGAUCUGUCAAAGGUGCCGUCAAUAAUGAGAAAGCAGGCUAAGAGAUAUCAAGCUCUUGCUGGGAAGAUUGAUGAGCUUUGCAGGAGAAUGCAGGCUAGUGAUCCUUGUGAAUCCACACUCAGUCCAGAGUUUCGAACACAAAGGCAAACCGAAUUUUUGCUUGAAGCAUUUCGACUUCAGCAGCGUGCAUCUGAAACUGCCCAGAAGCUUACAGCAUUACAAACUGAGAUUGGGAAAUCAUACUAUGAUGAUGAACUAGGAAGCCAACCCAAGUUAACCAUGAGACGGUCAUUGGACUGCAUUAGAAACAAUUUGAAAGAAGUCCAGAGAAAUUUGGAGAUAUGGUUGGCAAGAAUUAUCGGAGAUCUUGAAGGCAUUCUGGCCAGAGAUGGUGCUUCUCAUCUAAGGGAAUGCUACAUUUCAAGAUAUCCUUUUGUUCAAUAGAAUCUCAAGAAUAAUGGUAUCCCCAAAUCUUGAUCUAACGAAAAUAUAUUUGCUUCUGUGGUAUAUAUGCUGAUCUAAAACCA